Messenger RNA from Panonychus citri (citrus red mite), 5001 nucleotides. Its product is annotated as serine-rich adhesin for platelets-like. The record is from RefSeq and is a predicted model, not a curated record. Gene Ontology annotation, molecular function: protein binding. Lineage: Eukaryota; Metazoa; Arthropoda; Arachnida; Trombidiformes; Tetranychidae. The transcript has 6 exons. The coding region runs from base 1134 to 4001 and encodes 955 amino acids.
UUCUCUCUCUCUCUCUCCCAUAGAGUAUUCUAUUCUAUUCUAAUUCGUCUUUUCUCUUUCUCUCGUGUAACCCUAUCUUCCUUCCUUUUUGUCUACCAUUGUUAUUUUUUUUUCUUCCACCAAUUAGAUUUUCUUAAAUACUGAACCAGAUUCUUCCAUAUCAAGUCCACCAGAAUCAAAAUUAUCUACAUUGUCAACUAUAUAAGAAUCAACCAUCUUCCACUCUGUCUCUGUGUCUCUCUUCCUCUCUCUCUCCAUAUUUUCUGAUGUUAUCAUGGUGUUAAUGGUUUAACGGAAUCUUCUCAACCCAAUAUUCAAAAUAUAUAUUCCAUUGGAUUUUUAUUCCUGAUUUCCAGUUACUAUUCUAAAAUUGUUGUUAUAUAUUUACCAUUGGAAAUAUUUGAUCAAUUCUAAAAUAUAUAUUGUGUAUCCUAAGGAAAUUCAUUUCUCUUCCAGACUUUCUUUGGAUCAACCAUUCGAAACGUGAUUAUAAACGGAUUAGACUCUCAUGAAAGAUUUAUUAACCAUAAUCAUCUUUACUGUGAUUAGUUGUCACCAUUGACUAUCUCUCUCUUUCUUUUAUGUGAAAUCUAACGAGAGAGUAAACGUCUUCAAAAGAACUCGAAUCAUCACCUUCUAUCCCCUCUCUCUACCAAUUGAUUGAAUCACUUGAAAUUUGUUUGUCUCUUUAUUGUUAUUCAAAAACAAUUAACUUACCAGUUUUAAAUCUCACACAGAAGUUACAUUGAUGGUGUGUAAACGUGCAAUUGUGUUGACAAUGUAUCAACACGGGUAACAAUCAAAGACGAUUGGAAAAAGGAGAAAUCAAUUGAAUUUGUGUUUUGUGUUCUAAACCAAAUUCUCACCAUAUCAUCUUAUUUAUUCUAUUCUCUUUUUAUCUUCUAAUCUUCAUCGAUUGUCAUUGUUUUUCUCCCUAUUUGUUCUUGUCCUUACUGCGUAUCAAUUGUUAAGUUCGUGCGUCUAUGCUACUCAGUAAGAGGGAGAUAAAACAAAAACACUACAAUUUUUAACGAUUUUAAAAGAAAAAGGCUUGAUUGGAUUGCCUAUUGUUCAUCAUCUUUGUCAUUUGAUUGUUAAUCACCUUCUCUCUUUCUGUUUAAUUACAAUCAAACAUGGAUUCCACUGCCAUAACCGAUUACAAUUACUCUAAUUGUUCAACUGACUAUGAAUCAUUGUUGAAUAAUUGUUCCUCUUCAACUUCAACCUCGCCAUCUCCUUAUGGUGCUAACGAGCGACAAACAGAGAAACGGCCAAAAUCCAACACUGUAAUGAAUAAAAUACGUCGAUUUGCCAGGUCUCAAAGUCAAGUUCGUCAUGGUUCAAGAGGACAUGAUUACAUUAAUUCGGACAAUUUAGUAUCAAAGACCAAAGAUCUUUAUCGAGAUGUUAAAAGGCGCUUCUCAUCAUUCAAUACAAAUUCAUUGGAAUCAUCAAAUGACGGACGAUCAACAAUUAAAUCAUCAAUUCCAACAACCCGAACAUCAAAUAAUCUUAAAUCUUCCUGUGAAUCUCACACAACAUCAACCAAUAUCAACAACAAAUCCACCUUAAUAUGUGAUACAUUACAUUCAUCAGCAGUAUCAAGAUUAAGACGUUACGCUUCCGAUGAAAGUUUACCAACCAGUGAAUCAGGAUGUGGUUCGAGUGUAAAAACGAGUUCCCUGUCAACUGAUUCCAAUCGAAGUUCAAUUUGUACUGUUAACGAUUUUGCCAACGAAUAUUCAGUUUUCAAAGGUCCAUUUAUUGGUCAAGGAGUAGCAUUAACCGAUUGUACCCCUUGUCCAUACGAUAAAGAUGCUCUUGUAUUCAAGAAAGGAGAUUUGGUUAAUAUUAUCGCCAAAAAUGAUUCGGGUACUUGGAUUGGAAUGGCUAACGGUAAAAUUGGACAUUUUAAAUUCAUCAAUGUCGAAGAAAUCUCAAGCUUAGGAAACGGAAUGAGGUCAACUUGCUCGUCUUUUUGUUCAGCAUCGUCCACGACCCUUACCUCUACCAAUGGUGUUAUUGAUGCUGGAGGAGUAGAUGAAUCUGAUAUAUCAAAUACUCAUCUUCUCAUCUCGGAUAAUCUAUCUUCUUGUCUUAAUAAUUGUAACAACACCGGUUCAACCACAUCUUCAGUUUUCACUAAUCUUAAUUCGUGUAAUAAUAAUAAUAAUAAUUAUAAUUGUUCAAUUUCCACUUCUAAUCAAUCCGGAUUUGUGGUUAGCCAUUAUGAAGAUAUCAUUCGUAAUCUACUCUCAUCUGUUAAUAUUUAUCUUGAUAAUAGUUUAAAAGGAUUAUUUAAAUUAAUUGGUCUUGAUAAUUAUGAUUAUCUGACUAAACUUAAGGAUAAAGGUUUCUCAUCACUUGGAUCCCUCAUGAAUAUUACUGAUUCAACUGUACUUGAAAUUGUGGGUAUCACUUGUCCAGAGCAUCAGCAAACCAUAUUAUCAAUUGCUGCCAUUGUCCGUAAACUUGCUCAGACAAUUCCUAAUGAUUCCAUGAUGAUCAAAUCAUCUGGUGGCAAUAAUUCAUCAUCAUCAUCCUCAUCAUUUGGACAAAAUAACUCCAACAAAUCAUCAGCAGUUACAAUUAACAAAUUGGAAUCAAGUUUUUCAAACUUAUCAGUUAAUGGUCAUUCCAAUGAUUUAGAUCAUCUCAAUACACAAUCAGUACCAACAACACCAGCAUUUGAAAGUGUACAAAAAUCGUUGUGUACAAACAGCGCAUCUUCAACAACAAAAACAACAUCUUCCUCAUCAUCAUCAUCAUCAUAUGUUCAAACGAAACAACAGUCUUCAUCUAGUCAAGAUACUGUUAAUUGUAGCGAAUCUACCAUACCCACCACAUGUAAUAUCACCUUAAAAUCUGGUUCGUCAAAAAAUGAUUCCAAAAACAGUUUUGCCACAACAAUUUCCGUUUCCACCUCUUCUAGUUCCGCAACCGCUUCCACUGGUGGUGACAAUUUAAUCAACAAUAGUAAUCAUCCCUUACGAUUACGUAAGAAAAGAGAUCGUCGGUCAUCUGAAACUUGUGAUAAUAUUAAACGAGCUGCAUCCGGAAACGAUAUUCUCGACGAUGACCUUUACUUAAAGUACAAAUACUCCUCUUACGAUCAUCGGAAAUCUUUGGACACCAAUGCAUUGGUUAAAAAACUCGAACAUGGCUAUGAAACAACCAGUCGAACAGUUCGAGGCUAUGGUGAUAUUGGUCCAAGUAAAAUGUUAUCAAGUUCGAAAAGUGUUUUCGAUCUUAAAUUUAAUUCAGAUUCAACAAGUAAUCUAAUUGAUAACGAAUCAAGUUUCCACGGGAGUAUCCAUUGUACCAAGAAGCGAUUGAAAAAGUUUCUUAAUCCAUCAGAUCAACAACAACAACAUCGUAAAACAAUUUCAUCAACAAUAACAACCCAGCCAACAACUACAACAACAACAUCAACCACAUCAAUAACAACAUGUUCAUCAUCCUUUGAUCAAUCACAAUCAGAUUCUGGACGUUUAGGGAUCAAUUCCAGGCCACUUUCAUCGGCACUUUUUGAAGCACUUUCAAACAUUUUAUCCGAUGAAAACAUUGAUCUAACAGUUGAACCUUAUUCAGAUAAUUCUGGUUUCUGUGGUAUACCCCCUGCUCUGGUUCAACGAUACGCGGAAGAAUUGGAAACGGAUGUUUAUGAUAUCGCAGAAACAUUAGAUUAUAUUAGACUGUGUUCACUGUUAAACAAAGCAGGAAGACAAGGAAUACCUAAUGACUUUUUAGCCGAUUCCUGUAAUGGACCCGGAACUGAUUGGGCUAACUAUGAAAAUCUUCACACUUGGUUACUAUCUUUAGGAUUACCAAUGUACGAGGUGAAAUUGAAAGACAAUGGACAUCAAAAUCUAUGGGAUAUUAUUUCAUUACGAGAAGAUGAUUUACUUAAUUGUGGAAUAAUUAAUAAGCGGCAUCUUCGUUCAUUAACCACGGCAAUAAGUGCACUAUCCGUUAAUCAGCACAAAAUUGGGCGAUCUUAAUUUACCUCAACAAUUUAAAUUAUAUAUAACAAUUAUUCAAUUUUAGAUGCUAUUAUUAUUAUUAUUAUCAAUUUUUUCAUGAUCUCUAUUCAAGCAAUCAAACAACAAUCAUACUUUAAAUGGUUCAAGAUGAAUGCCAAGCAAUCAAGCCAAUGGUAGUUUGGUAAAAGUACAACAAUUAAGUAUGGAAUUGGAAAUGCAAUCGUAAUUACUAUAUUACUAAUUGAAAUUAUCGUUAAAUUGUCAAUGAGAUUAUCUAAUAGACGAACUGGAAACAACUCGACUCAAGGCUAAAGAUCAAAGGAAAAGAAUAAUCAAAAUACUAGACUGAUUAAAUCAAUUGUUCAUCGCAAAUUAAAUCAAAAAGUUAAUCAACAAUUUAAACCAAUCAAAUUUGGAACAGUUUUUUUUUGUAAUGAGAUGAAUUUUCAUCCUCAUCGUCUUAUUGCUCAUCUUUCAUUGUUAUUCAAUAUCUUUUUGCUCAUUUCUUCAUCAUCAUCAUAUUCCAAAUGAAAAGAAAGUGUCUCUUUCAUAUUAAUCAUCCUCCUCCUCAUCUUCUUCCUAAUUAACAAGCCACUAAUUAGACAACAGAGUAACUUAGCUUUUUCAUAUCAAAUCAAAUUUUCCAAAUCUUUCUACCUUAAUAUUACCUCUUACAAUUUAUCAAUUCUAAUUAUGAUUACUAUUGAUUAUCGAGAAAGUUUUUCUUAUCACAAUUUAAUUACUAUUACAAUUGAUUCCCCUGAUGAUCUUGAGAUCAAAUGAAAAAGUUAAUUGUUAAUCCACUGAAAUGAUUAAUUGUUUACCUCGUUCCCUUUUAUGUAACAAUUGAAUGGACAAAUUUUAAUUGCUAAUUUCAAAUAUCAACAAUUUAAAAUCAAAUUAACAGCAAUUUCCAGUGCAAUGUAAUCAAACUCAAUAUCUACUAUCUGGCCAAACAAUUAACUCUAUAAAUGAAUAUUAAAUCAAUAAUUAAAUCUAAAUCAUUCAUCUAAAUGAU